AUGUGGCGCGUCGGUUGGACCGCCACUGCCAGGGAGUUCCAUGGACAAGGCAAUGAAGAGCUUGGCGUCGCGGAUGCAGAGGUCUUGUUCAGGACUAACGGUCCGGACCUCUCUGCCUUGGCUCGCGUCGCCGAUGAAGUUCGCGCCCGAAAUGUUGGCCAGGAAGUCACGUAUGUCCGCAACCGCAACAUCAACUUCACGAAUGUGUGCGUGAAACGCUGCGGCUUCUGCGCCUUCAGCCGAACCGGGAUCGACCAAGAAGGUUACUUCUUGCCACUGGAGGAGAUCUUGCGUCGAGCAGGGGAGGCGCAGGCGUUGGGAGCGACGGAAGUCUGCAUUCAAGCUGGCCUGCCGCCUGACAUGGAUGGGUCUCUGUACCCGACCAUUGCGCGGGCCUUGAAGUCGGAGUACCCUUCUCUGCACAUCCAUGCCUUCUCCCCGGAGGAGGUCCUCUGGGGCGCUCGGCGAUCCCAUUGCUCUGUCGAGGAGUACUUGCUGCAGCUGAAGGAAGCCGGCGUGGGCAGUCUGCCGGGAACCAGUGCCGAGAUCUUGGACGACGACCUGCGCCAUCAGGUGGCCAAAGGGCGCCUGUCGGUGGCGCAGUGGGUGCAGGUGAUCUCCACGGCGCACCGGUUGGGCCUGCCCACCACGGCCACCAUGAUGUUUGGUUUCUGCGAGUCGCCAAAGCAUUUGGCAAGCCAUUUGGUGCUGCUUCGAAGUCUCCAGAAGCGGGCGCAGGAGGCUGGCCAACGGGGCUUCACAGAGUUCGUGCCCCUGGGCUUCGUGGCCUCGGAGGCGCCCAUGUGGAAAGAGACACGAGCUGGCGUGCGCGUACGGCCGGGUCCAACUGGAGCGGAGGUGCUUCGUGCGCAUGCUGUGGCCCGGCUGGUGCUGAAUCCUGCGCUGCCCGGGGGCAUCGAAAACCUGCAGGUCAGUUGGGUCAAGGAGGGCUUCCGCAUGGCGCAGCUCAUGCUCCAUGCCGGGGCCAACGAUCUCGGCGGUACCCUGAUGAACGAAAGCAUCUCCACGGCAGCCGGUGCCCAACACGGGCAGCUGGCCAAGCCGUCGGAGCUUCGGCGUCUCGUUUGGGAACUGGGUGGGCGCUCUGUCGCGGAGCGGUACACGACGUACGAGAUUGCACGGCGCUUCGAGAGCCCGGCGUCCGACUCGUGGGAAGAUCUCGAUGAGGCCGAAGCCCGCGCAGAGACAUCCCGGGAUGCCCCCGCGGAGUCGUUGGAGAAGAUCUCUGACUCCACAGCCACCUUUGGGUCUUUCCACAAGAUGAUCUCCUCCUCGGACUAUCGGUUCCGUGAUCGGCGGCCCUCUGACGGCCGGACCGCGUUCCGGCAGGCAGGCGGCUCCCUCCCAAAAGCCCCGGGCUCCGGCGCGCAGCGCUUCUUCGCGUCUCCGCGCGCCGCGGGGCGCGUGGUUACGUACUCUCCAUCCUACACCAUGAUCCCUAGCUACGAGUGCUUCAACACGUGCACUUACUGCAAUUUCCGCAGCCCAGUGACGAAGGAGGGGCGAGACUGGAUGUCCGAUGAGGUGGCCCGCCAGCGCCUCGAUGCCCCGAGCCUCCGCGCCGCCGGGGUCGACGAGAUUCUGGUUAUGGCCGGGGAGGUGCAUCCCAAGGCGCCCAACCGGGCGGCGUGGGUUUCAAGGGCCGAGAGUAUCUGCUCGCUUGCUUUAGAGUGCGGCUUCCUUCCCCACACGAAUAUUGGGCCACUCAGCCGUGAUGAGAUGGCCCGCCUCAGGGCGGUGAACGCCUCGAUGGGCCUGAUGCUGGAGCAGGCCGCUUCCUUGUCGGUGCACCGCUUCGCACCCAGCAAGCAACCUUCCGUUCGUCUUGAGCAGCUUCGCCAGGCCGGCGAGCUCCGGGUGCCGUUCACCACUGGACUUCUCAUCGGCGUCGGCGAGGACGCCAGCCAGAGGCUUCAUUCUCUGGAGCUCCUUGCACAGCUGGCCGAGGAGUUUUGGCACAUCCAGGAAGUGAUCCUGCAGCCGCACUCGCUGGGAACCAGCCAGCGGCUACAGCCAGAGACGCAGAGCCAGGAGUCGCCGAAGGCUCUAUUCGGCCGGGAGGCUUUAGAUGCGCUUCCCGACCUGGUGACCGAGGCACGGAAGAUGCUCCCCCAAGAGGUCCAAAUCCAGGUGCCUCCGAACCUCUUCCUGCAUGGAAGCUUUUCCAAGGCAGGAUGCUUCAAAGGUGUGUUGACUUUGGGCAGCAAAAAGAAGAAGGCCGAGCAAACAAAGAUGUUGUUCCAAGAAGAUGGCGACGUGCUCAUAAUGGCAGGAGACUUUCAGGCAGAGUUCCAACAUGGCGUGCCGCCGCGCAGCGAGUGGGACAGCUUGAUGCAGAACCCAAUGUUCACUGCAAUGGAGGCUUGGGAGAAAGCUGGGGUGAUGCGUGAAAUCGAUUAUCAUCAGAAUGCUCCUCCAGGGGUCAAGCAUGAGAUACCUUGA
Molecule: messenger RNA, 2463 nt
Organism: Symbiodinium sp. CCMP2592
Lineage: Eukaryota; Dinophyceae; Suessiales; Symbiodiniaceae
Source: the annotation of a GenBank genome assembly